AUGGAAUACACAAUAGGAAUACAGACGAAGAGGAAAAAGCAGUUCGAAAGACGCUUGGAACAGUGGAAGAAGGAUGAUCAACAGUUUGUUAGUACCAAAGUAGAGAAAUGUGUAAUGCAAAACGUUUUGACACAAAGUUCCGUUACCAUUGUAGGAAACUCAGGCAUUGGAAAAAGUUUUCUUUCUAAACACAUUGCCCUCUUAAUGAUGAAACAUGGCUAUACUGUAAUUCCAUGUAGUAAACCUGAAGAUAUUGGAAAAUGGUUUAAACAUGAUAGGAAAACAUUAUUUGUCUAUGAUGAUGUGUGUGGCAGAUAUACUCUUAAUCAACAAAUUUACAAUGACUGGAAACAAAAUCUUAAUCACAUUACAUCUCUUCUUACAGACCAAUGUUGUAAAAUAAUAUCUACAUGUAGAUUGGAAGUUUACAAAGAUGAAUGUUUUAGCAAUCUCUCUUUUUUCGAAAUGUGUAUCAUUGAUUUAAGUUCACAAGAAUUUAAACUCAGUGCCGCUGAAAAAAAUGCUUUAGCUGAAGUGUACUUUAAGGACAAUACUGAUGAAGUAAAGGAACUGUCAGAAAAAUAUGAUUUUUUCCCACUUUUAUGUAGCUUGUAUCAUAAACAGAACCUCCAGAAAAAUGUAAGCAUUAGCUCUUUUUUUAGCAAUCCUUUUGAUGUUUUUAAAGAUCAAGUUGAACAAAUGUAUGGAGAAAGUGAUGCUGGUAAGAUGCAGUAUUGUAGCUUAGUCCUUUGUGUGAUGUUUAACAACACAUUAACAGAAGAAAAUUUGUCCACACAAGAUAAGAAGAUAGGCGCAGUUAUAGAAAAUUCACUAAGAGAAUGUGAAUUGAAUAAAGGAACAUCCAUCAAACGUUUAAAGAAAUCCCUUGAAACACUUGAAGGUACCUAUGUGGUCAAGGAGGAUAGUACAUACAAAAUAAUCCAUGAUAAGUUGUUUGAUUUCCUGGCUAAGUACUUCGGGGAGAAGAUGAUACACAUUUUCAUUGAUCAUGCUGAUACUGAGUUCAUAAGAGAGAGGUUUCUUUGGAAGAUGACAGAUAACAUGGGCACAGAAAUAGAGUUUGUAAUAAGAAUACCUGAUAAAUAUGUAAAUAGAUAUAUAGAUAGGUUACUGAAAGACUGGGAGAACGGUUAUGUAUACAAUGUAUGUCACAACAGAAACAUGAAUUCUACUUUAUUUACAGAAACAUUUGUAACACAUUUAAAUCAACUUGAUCCAUCAAAGCAACAAGAACUUGUUUGUACUAAAGAUAUUCACAGUAAAGAUAUAGCACUUUCAGGAAGUUGUUAUAUUGGUACUAUUGACAUUGUCAAAUGGUUGAUAAGUAGGAAUAGUGACAUUAAUUUUUGUAGACAGGAUGGUUGGUUUCCCUUAUUAUGGGCAAGUCAGGAAGGACAUAUUAAUGUUGUUAAAGAACUGUUACAGUAUUCAUCUGAGGUCAAUAAGUGUGACAAUGAUGGUGUAUCACCUUUGUAUAAAGCAAGUCAGAAUGGACAUGUUGAUGUUGUUAAAGAACUGAUACAACAUUCAGCUGAUGCCAAUAAAUGUACUAAUGAUGGCAUCUCACCACUACAGAUUGCUAGUAACAACAACAUGGUUGAGGUUGUACAUGUUCUUCUUCAGUGUGAUGAUGUUGAUAUUAAUCUCUGUGAUGAUGAUGGAUGUUCUUCACUUUAUUGGGCAAGUCAGGAAGGACAUGUUGAUGUUGUGAAAGAACUGUUACAACAUUCAGCUGAUGUCAAUAAAUGUACUAAUGAUGGCACCUCACCUCUACAGAUGGCUUGUUACAACAACAUGGUUGAGGUUGUACAUGUUCUCCUUCAGUUGGAUAAUGUUGAUAUUGAUCAUUUAGAUGAAAACGGAUGUUCUUCACUUUAUCAAGCAAGUCAGAAAGGACAUAUUGAUGUUGUUAAAGAACUGAUACAACAUUCAGCUGAUGUCAAUAAAUGUAACAAAAAUGAUGCAUCACCUCUGCAUAUAGCAAGUCAGGAAGGACAUGUUAAUGUUGUUAAAGAACUGUUACAACAUUCAGCUGAUGUCAAUCAAUGUACUAAUGAUGGCACCUCACCUCUACAGAUUGCUAGUAACAACAACAGGAUAGAGGUUGUACAUGUUCUUCUUCAGUGUGAUGAUGUUGAUAUUAAUCUCUGUGAUGAUGAAGGAUGUUCUUCACUUUAUUUGGCAAGUCAGGAAGGACAUGUUGAUGUUGUGAAAGAACUGUUACAACAUUCAGCUGAUGUCAAUAAAUGUACUAAUGAUGGCACCUCACCUCUACAGAUGGCUUGUUACAACAACAUGGUUGAGGUUGUACAUGUUCUCCUUCACUGA
Messenger RNA from Mytilus californianus (California mussel), 2349 nucleotides. Its product is annotated as ankyrin-1-like. Gene Ontology annotation, biological process: innate immune response. Gene Ontology annotation, molecular function: protein binding. NCBI's taxonomy places the organism in Eukaryota, Metazoa, Mollusca, Bivalvia, Mytilida, Mytilidae. Gene Ontology annotation, cellular component: cytoplasm. The coding region runs from base 1 to 2349 and encodes 782 amino acids. The transcript has 4 exons. The record is from RefSeq and is a predicted model, not a curated record.